Austrofundulus limnaeus is the source of this 1881-nucleotide messenger RNA. RefSeq names its product dnaJ homolog subfamily C member 10. Gene Ontology annotation, molecular function: misfolded protein binding; oxidoreductase activity, acting on a sulfur group of donors, disulfide as acceptor; protein-disulfide reductase activity. Gene Ontology annotation, biological process: IRE1-mediated unfolded protein response. NCBI's taxonomy places the organism in Eukaryota, Metazoa, Chordata, Actinopteri, Cyprinodontiformes, Rivulidae. Gene Ontology annotation, cellular component: endoplasmic reticulum lumen. The coding region runs from base 144 to 1859 and encodes 571 amino acids. The transcript has 20 exons. The record is from RefSeq and is a predicted model, not a curated record.
AAACAGUCUUGUUCUUGUUGAACUUGAUCCCGGCCGGAGCCGGACCUGGAGCUGGAGCUGGCCCGGAUCUUCAUCUGCAGUUUUGUUGAAGUUCAGACGCCUCAAAGUUGCAGGUUCUUCUGGGUACAGUGGGAGGACUGGGGAUGGGGUACAGGCUUGUCCAUGAGGUCUUGCGACCCGUCCGGCUCAUGCUGCCACUCCUGCUCUUCCUGUCCAUCCCGCUGACGGRGCUGUGUGCUGAGAGCUCAGACUACUACGAGCUGCUGGGAGUCAGCAGGGAGGCGACGAGCAGAGAGGUCCGACAGGCCUUUAAGAAGCUGGCACUCAGCAUGCACCCUGACAAAAACCCAGCUGACCCCUCAGCACACGACAGGUUUCUGAAGGUGAACCGGGCCUACGAAGUUCUGAAAGACGAAGAGCUGAGGAAGAAAUAUGAUAAGUAUGGAGAGAAGGGACUGGACGAGCAGCAGGGAGGACGGUACGAGAGCUGGAACUACUACAGAUAUGACUUUGGAAUCUACGACGACGACUUGGAGAUUAUCACUCUGGACAGUGGAGACUUUGAAGCUGCAGUGAAUUCUGGAGAAAUCUGGUUUGUCAACUUUUAUUUCCCACGAUGCUCACACUGUCACCAGCUGGCUCCAACGUGGAGGGAGUUUGCCAAAGAGAUGGAUGGAGUGAUCCGGAUCGGAGCGGUGAACUGUGGAGACAACAACCACCUGUGCAGGAGGAGAGGCAUCCACAGUUACCCCAGCCUGUAUGUUUACAGAGCAGGACAGAAGCCAGAGAAGUUUACUAUGGAGAGGACCAAAGACAACCUGGUUCGUUUCUCUAUGCAGUUCAUCACAACAAGCGUCACUCAGCUCUGGCAGGGUAAUGUUUUUACUGAGAUAGAGAGUGCAUUUGCUUCAGGGCUUGGAUGGCUGAUCACCUUCUGCUCUGACUCUGGAGAUUGUCUGGAGCCCAGAACAAGACAGAAGCUUGCUGGGAUGUUGGAUGGUCUGGUUAAGGUGGGGUGGAUGGACUGCACCGUGCAGCAAGAACUAUGUGGCAGUUUCCAGGUAACCAGUGGAGCAACUGCUUUGUUUCCACCUGAAAGUGCUCUGGAUAAACAAGAUAGUAUACUGUGGCUGAAGACAUUGGACAGUAAAGAAAUUUAUAAUCAGGUCAUCAACCAUCUGCCAGAUCUAGAACUGCUGACCAGUGACAGUUUUGAGGACAAACUGGCCCAUCAUCGAUGGUUGAUCAGUUUUACAUUUGGUGACAGAAACUCUUUCUCUGAGUACAAGAAGCUCAAAGCUUUUCUCCAAAACGACCACAUCCAGGUUGGUAAAGUAGACUGUGCAGCAGAGUCAGGGUUGUGUCAGUCUCUCUACAUCCAUAAACCCUGUGUGGCCGUCUUUAAAGGACUGGGGAUUCAUGAUUUUGAGAUCCACCAUGGCAAAGACGUGUUGUACAACAUCGUGAGUUUUGCAAGAGACAGUGUUCGUGCUCAUGUGACUACUCUGAAGCCAGACAACUUCCCCUCAGACAGAAAGGAGCCGUGGCUUGUCGAUUUCUUUGCUCCGUGGUGUCCUCCAUGUCGAGCUUUACUGCCUGAACUGAGAAAAGCAUCGAUCCAGUUAGCUGGACAGAUCAGGUUUGGUACUCUGGACUGUACUAUUCAUCAGAACCUGUGCUCCUUGUACAACAUUCAGGCUUAUCCCACCACCGUCAUAUUCAACGGCUCUUCUGUUCACGAGUAUGAAGGACAUCAGUCAGCUGAUGGCAUCCUGGACUUCAUACAGGAUCUGGUCAAUCCGUCCGUGGUGGUCCUCGAUCCGUCCAGCUUCACAGAAAAAGUCAAAGCUUUAAAAUAAAAAGAACCCAUAUAAAAAUCAA